This is a messenger RNA of Dioszegia hungarica, 267 nucleotides long. RefSeq lists its product as uncharacterized. The record is from RefSeq and is a predicted model, not a curated record. Lineage: Eukaryota; Fungi; Basidiomycota; Tremellomycetes; Tremellales; Bulleribasidiaceae. The transcript has 3 exons. Bases 1 to 267 code for a protein of 88 amino acids.
AUGUCCCUCCUCGCCAAUGUCCUCGGUUUCAGCGCCUUCGGCUUCGGCGUCAGAUGUUUCCAGCUCGGUCUGCAGAAGGAGGGGAUGUUCACACGACCACUCGGUCAUAUCGGAGCAGCCGCAGCAUUUGGGGGAAUAGGAUACGCAGUAUACCACAUGGAACAAAGACAAAACCACUUGCUGGCGGACAGGAAGAAGGAGUUACAGACCAACCGGGAUAGGGAGAAUGCAGAGUACGCAGCGAGGAAAGCGGAGGCGGCAGCAUGA